AUGUCCGGAGCACUCGAAGGCAUCUACGAGCCCGGAGUCGUCGACCCCGGGCUUCCUGUCGCCAAUGGCACCUCAUCGUUCUGGCACUCUAAGGGCCAUCCAUUGUCAGACCACCAGUCCUCCUGGCCAUCUGAGCCUGUCGAUGUGGUUAUCAUUGGGUCUGGGAUUUCAGGAAUGAGCAUUGCCCGUACACUCGCCGCUGAGGCUCCUCAACUCCGAGCCGUCCUCGUGGAAGCCCGCGCGCUGUGCUCUGGCGCUACGGGGCGGAAUGGUGGUCACUGUAAAACGAUGACUUUCGCCAUGUGGGAGGAGCGCAAGGCUUCGUUUGGCAUUGAUGAAGCGAUUCGUAUCACAGAGUGGGAGGAUAGUCACUUGGGUGCCAUGUCCGCGGCUAUUCUUCAGGAUAACAUCGACUGCGACCUCGUCCUGACGGAUGGCAUCGAGGCAUACUAUGAUGAGGCCAGUUUCCAGCGUGCUAUGAAAGCACUGGAAGACAUGCGGGCUCAUCUACCCCAGAUUGCGGGAAAACACACUGUUCACACAGAUAAGACCUUUCUGCGUAAGACUCUGAAGUUAUCUGAUAAGUGUGUCGGCGCCGUGGCUAUCCCCGCAGCAUCUGUAUGGCCUUACAAAUGGAUCAGCUCUGUUAUGGCCAGUUUAGUCGAGGCAGGCAAGAUCAACCUUCAGACGAAUACCCCGGUACAUGAUAUAAUGGACGAUGAUAACAAGGACUACGCCAUCGUUAAAACAUCGAGGGGUGAUAUCGCAACAAGACAUGUCGUCCACGCAACCAAUGCCUGGUUGGGCCAUCUGCUCCCCGAGCUGCGCCCUUACAUCUCUCCUGUGAGGGGCAACAUUGUCCGAUUUGCACCUUUAAAUGAGAAAGCAGAGGCUUCAGUACUGGGCCUGGAUCCUAACUACUCUCUCUGGCUUCGUUACGGAGACAAGGACUAUGACUAUCUCAUUCAGCGCAAAGCGGGAGACGUUGUCGUGGGCCGAGCCAACACUGGUCGUAAAGCGACGGCAGACGAUAGCACGACAGAUAUUUCUGCCAUGGCGCAUCUUCGCGGCUUUGCGGACGAAGCACUUGCUUCACCACGGCGCGGCUCGUCUGCGUAUAUUACGCAUGCAUGGGCCGGGAUCCUCGCGUUCUCCCAAGAUGCCGUGCCAUUUGUUGGACGACUCCCGUUUCCUGGACGGAAGAAUCAGUGGGUGUGCGGUGGCUACCAUGCAACAGGCAUGAUCAAGGCCUUUCGCGCCUCGCAGCUCUGUGCUCGCAUGGUGAUGGGUGGUCAAAUUGAUUACGAGUAUCCCCAAUCCUUCCUGAUCACGAAGAAGAGAAUGCAUGCUCUGAGACAAUCCCUGGACAGUGGGAAGAUGCCAGUGUUUUAUUCUUCCAGAAUGUAA
Clonostachys byssicola is the source of this 1407-nucleotide messenger RNA. Lineage: Eukaryota; Fungi; Ascomycota; Sordariomycetes; Hypocreales; Bionectriaceae. The record is from the annotation of a GenBank genome assembly.